AUGGCGGGCAGCCCCGCGUUCGCGGAGCUGCGGCGCGAGGCGCCGGCGGGCGAGGCCGAGCCGCCGGGCGCCGCCUGGAGCGGGGACAGCGGCACGGUGUCGCAGAGCCACAGCAGCGCGUCGGGGCCGUGGGAGGACGAGGCCGCGGAGGACCUGUCGCUGCUGCGGCGCGCCGCGGAGAGCUGCGCCGCCUGCCUGCUGCCCGGCGCCGGGCCCGGGGCCCCCGGGGCGGCGGGGGCCGCGGCGCGCCCCGAGGUGGCGGCCCUGGACGCCGGCCUCGAGGACCUGCUGUGCAGAGUGGACGAGUUCGCGGGCAUGCUGGACAUGAUCCGCGGCGACUCGUCGCACGUCGUGAGCGAGGGCGUGCCGCGCAUCCACGCCCGGGCCGCCGAGAUGCGGCGGGUCUACGGCCGGAUCGACAAGCUCGAGGCCUUCGUGAGGAUGGUGGGCGGCCGCGUGGCCCGCCUGGAGGAGCACGUGGCCAGGGCGGAGGCCGAGCUGGGCGCCCUCCCCAAGGCCAGGUCCCAGCUGCUGCGCGCCGUGCCCGUGCCCGCCCUCUUCCACCGCCCGCCCCCGGCCCCGCCCUCCGCAGGGCCCGCCGAGCCCCCGGCGCUGUUCCGCACCGAGGACUACUUCCCGUGUUGCGGCGACAGCCCCCAGCUCUGAGUCGCACGGCACCCCGAGCACCCCGGAGCAGAGCCUCGGCGGACCCCGGGGAGACCUCGCCCCCCCCCCCCAACUCGGAUGUGAUUGGGGUGUGUGCAGCUUCGACGCGCACUUCCUGCAGAAGACGACUCCUCCCUCUCCCUCAUUUGUCUGAAGGCUGCAGGGUUGGGGGAACGUGACCUCUACAACAUGGCACAACUAAUUGCCCCUUUGGGAUUCUCCUACUCAACGGACAGGGUUAUCUUUUCAAGAUGUCUAUAUUUAUAUAACUGAGAAAAGUUACCAAGCCAUUAAAGCCUUAUCACUCAA
Molecule: messenger RNA, 975 nt
Organism: Perognathus longimembris pacificus (Pacific pocket mouse)
Lineage: Eukaryota; Metazoa; Chordata; Mammalia; Rodentia; Heteromyidae
Gene: Bloc1s4
Product: biogenesis of lysosomal organelles complex 1 subunit 4
Cellular component (GO): BLOC-1 complex
Source: RefSeq, a predicted model, not a curated record